This is a messenger RNA of Truncatella angustata, 1021 nucleotides long. RefSeq names its product Alpha/Beta hydrolase protein. The record is from RefSeq and is a predicted model, not a curated record. Bases 1 to 1020 code for a protein of 339 amino acids. NCBI's taxonomy places the organism in Eukaryota, Fungi, Ascomycota, Sordariomycetes, Amphisphaeriales, Sporocadaceae. The transcript has a single exon. Gene Ontology annotation, molecular function: hydrolase activity.
AUGCCUCAGUUGAAGAAGCGUACUACCAUCCUAACCCAUCAACCUUGGGUUGGAACUCUUCAGGGAGCAUGGCUGUUUCUGUGUGCCAUUGCUUAUCGAUAUCUCUGUGAGAUUAUAUUUUUCCAGUUCAAGAUACGCGAUCGAAAGUUUUGGGCCACGCAGAGGCCGGACAAAGUUCAGUCUUAUCCGACGCGGCCUACGCUGCGUCAUCACGUCUUCAUCCCUGCAAACCACAAAGAAGGGGAGAAGCACGCAAUAUGUUUUCUCAUUCAUGGCGUUGCUUUCAUCAUUGGCUCUCCAGCGAUGGAUCACGCGCAGGCGCGUUUCUUGGCGGACCAGCAUAACUACGUUGUCAUCGCAGUCAGUUAUCGCCGUGCUCCAGAGCAUCGUUUUCCCACGGCGAUUCACGACGUGGCUGCGGUGAUCACCGCAGCUUUGGACGACAAAUCUUUGCCCAUCGACACUCAAAAGGUUGUCGUGGGCGGCUUCUCAGCCGGUGCUACUAUUGCUCUUGCAGUCGCUCAGAUCCCGGAGCUCAAAGAUCGCAUCAAAGUGUUAGUGACAUUCCAGCCGUUGACCGAUCGGUCAGGCGAAGCUCGUGGUUCCUACCCAAAAGCUAUGCCAUGGGGAGGCCCGGACGAUAUGGAGAAGACUCGUGCGCUUUCAGACUGGGGCUUUCCUUCCCCGGGCCAAGAUAUGCGGGAAAGGCUCCUCAGCCCCUACUAUGCCACUCGCGCCGACAUUCCUCAGCCUGUGUUUUUCAUAACGGGAAGUGCGGACAUGUUAUGCCAAGAGGCAUACUUAUUAGCUUGUAAGCUUGCGAGUCGACAAGCCGACGGUGAUUAUAUCAAGGCUUGGGAGCAAAACGGAGUUAAAUAUUGGUGUGCUAGAGACAUGCCCCACGGGUGGACUCACUUCUGGGUACAGCUCAAGGGUGAAUGGCGCACCAAGCAAUUACAAAUACAGAAUGAGGCUUGGCAAGAGGUUGUUGCAUGGUUGGAAAAAACUCUAUAUAAGUAGC